Aspergillus sclerotioniger CBS 115572 is the source of this 763-nucleotide messenger RNA. RefSeq names its product 60S ribosomal protein uL29. The record is from RefSeq and is a predicted model, not a curated record. The coding region runs from base 18 to 392 and encodes 124 amino acids. Lineage: Eukaryota; Fungi; Ascomycota; Eurotiomycetes; Eurotiales; Aspergillaceae. The transcript has 4 exons. Gene Ontology annotation, molecular function: structural constituent of ribosome; mRNA binding. Gene Ontology annotation, cellular component: cytosolic large ribosomal subunit; ribosome. Gene Ontology annotation, biological process: maturation of LSU-rRNA from tricistronic rRNA transcript (SSU-rRNA, 5.8S rRNA, LSU-rRNA); translation.
ACACGAAGCCGCCCACCAUGUCGUCCAAGGUCAAGGCUGGUCAGCUCUGGGGAAAGAGCAAGGAUGACCUCACUAAGCAGCUGGAGGAAUUGAAGACCGAGCUCAGCCAGCUCCGUGUCCAAAAGAUCACUGGCGGUGCCUCGUCGAAGACCCUCAGAAUCCACGACGUUCGCAAGUCGAUCGCUCGCGUUCUGACCGUCAUCAACGCCAACCAGCGCGCUCAGCUCCGCUUGUUCUACAAGAACAAGAAGUACACUCCUCUUGACCUCCGCCCCAAGCUCACCCGUGCUCUCCGCCGCCGUCUCACCAAGCACGAGGCCACCCUGAAGACCGAGCGCAAGCGCAAGCAGGAGAUUCACUUCCCCCAGCGCAAGUACGCUGUUAAGGCUUAAAUGUGUUGUCUCGGGAUCUGGAUGGAGUUACGGGAACGUCGUUUAAUGAUGACGGGUUGACCUAACCUUGCGUGGGGGGUCGGUUUCAUCAAACGUUUCUUUUUAAAAAGAAAUUGGUUAUGUAUCUUAGAAAAAAGAUGCAGAUCGAUGUUAAACGAAGGCCUUGCUUGACAUGACAUAAACGAGACAAGAUUUAUUGCCAGCUUGGAUGUGUGUAGACCGGAGGUUGUUCUGGUCUAGUGUACCAGACCUUCUGCGUCUCCUUUUUGGAACCGAAUGGCACCGAUGCCCGACGCAACACUUCCUGACGAUUCUUGAGGGCAGAUUUGGUCGGUUGUUUCCAGUGGACCUUAAACAAUUACCGAUUACAA